CUUCUCUCUCUCGUCUCUCCGCCCCAAAGUCGACGCGUCGCUUGUGUGCGGUCCUCCAAUCGUCGCUGAAUAGCCGCCCGCAUUCGUAAAGAGGGCUGCCUUGGCGCCGGCCGUGUGAUUAUGAACAAGUUCAGGCUGUUCGCGCUGAAGAAGCUACCGCUCCGACAGAGAGUCAAGGCUGCGUCCAAGAAGGGCAAACUUCGCGCCACCUUUUCUUCUUCGCCAGCGAAGAUGCCGCAGCAGAUUCGGAGGGUUGCCAGACGUGUGGGUGUCGUUUUGGGUUUCCGGCCGAAACAGGCGGACGAAACUCUCAUUGUGAUCACGGCUCAGCCCAAGUCCAGCGUCAAGAAGCCGGGGAACGCCAAGAAGAAGGUGCGGUUCGAGGUGCAAUCAGAGCCGUCCUCGAAGAAGAUCAAGCGUAUCCUCCGCAAGGCCUGCCAGUACGUGACUCUCGGCGCCAUGGUCUCGGCGCCGGGCAUCCUGGUACACCCGACGGAACCCAACUUGGCCACGAGCCACCGCUCCUCGUGGUCCUCUUGGACCGAACCCGUGAACUGGUCAAACAGUGGCCACUUGUUCAUCUGAUGUGUCGCCGACGUGCCCGUACAUAGCCCAUGGACCAUAUACGAGGCUAUGGUUUAUAGACCUCGGCAUCGCCAGGACAGGGUGAUUCUGACGCGGGUCUCGAGAUAGUCUGCACAAACCCUUCUGUUCUGCGCGGAGGAGAUGUGACCGAGUAUUAGAGUGAUCACCUAGAAUAAUCGAAGCCUGUGGACAGCUUUCUGUACCUCCAUGAAACGUAAUCAGCACCACGCGGAGCGCAAGUAUACGUCUGCUUCCUGCGCGGUGGUUGCGAUGCUAGCUGCCUUGAGGUCUGCGCACUAUCCCUCCAAAUCGGAGCCAAUCAGAGCACGGCGUUAUGACGUCACCGCAACUCGCUGCACAAGGAGCAGACGAGCUUAAUUCAGGGUGUGGCGAGUCCCGGGCUUCUAUUUAUCGCUUGGCAGUCAAUGAGACAUGGACAUCAGACAAUAAGAAUGCCGAAGAAUAACCAAUCAGGAAGCAAAAAAGCGUGACCAUAAUAAGAGAAUCCCUCCGUUCGUGCACUGAAGCAGCUAGUCGUGUAUCAAUCUGCGUCUGCGCUCGACCUAACUGCGAUGACGUCGAAAUACUAGAGCACCCGGGCUUUGAUUAUUCUAGGCGUUUUCCGUGUACAUUUAGUCGGAACACGUGAUCGUUGAUUUUGUUUUCCAGGAGUUUAAGACUGCCACCUCGAACAGAACAUUUUGAAAGCUUCGGAGUUGCAGUCACUUUCGGCCAUAGUUGCUGUGUUAUCGUUUGUUUUUUUCUUCUUGUUUUUUGAGAAAAUGUAUUAUUUUGAGGUAUUACACCUGUGAUUUUGCGGGCAUUUUGUUAAGAGCCAAUACAAAAGUGAUGUGCUAAUGAAUUAUUUAAAAAAGUAAUAGUCCCUGGUGUAAUGAUGUAUUCCGCAGAAUAUAGAGCUAUUAUACGAGCGAGAGUAACGACCGUUUAAGUGUCUGCGCUUAAAAUCGUAGUUGCCCGUUCUUGAAACUUCGUCGGAAAUCGCAGGUAGCGCUUUUCAGUUUUCCAGAAAUUUUUAGAAUUGUUCGUGACACAGCGAAACGAUAGAGCCCGAGCUUUUUGACUCCAUAUCUGAAGCCGAGGAAGCCGCAUUUCAAAAUUGUAACAAUCGCCAGUCGCGUCAACUUUGCACCGAGCACCAAAAAUGGCGGCGCUCACACGAACAUCGGUGCAUGGAAGGUCUGCACUCUACGCGUAUACCCAUCGGGCAAUGAAGUUUGGUUUGAUGAGUGGCGUC
Messenger RNA from Ixodes scapularis (black-legged tick), 1840 nucleotides. RefSeq lists its product as uncharacterized. The transcript is spliced from 2 exons. Bases 121 to 585 code for a protein of 154 amino acids. Lineage: Eukaryota; Metazoa; Arthropoda; Arachnida; Ixodida; Ixodidae. The record is from RefSeq and is a predicted model, not a curated record.